AUGAUCCAAAAGUGAUAUCCGGUAACAAACUUGGCGCUUUGAGUUUGAGUUCAAGGGGGGAUUUGAAGAUGGAAAACUUCAUCCUGUAUGAGGAAAUUGGAACAGGACCCAAGUCAGUGGUUUAUAAGGGGAGGAGGAAAGGAAGCAUCAAUUUUGUUGCAAUUAUUUGCAGUGACAAGUCAAAAAGACAUGAAAUUACUAACCGCGUACGGCUAACUCAUGACAUUAAACAUGAGAAUGUGGUAACCUUCUAUGAGUGGUAUGAAACCAGCAACCAUCUUUGGCUUGUAGUGGAACUGUGCACAGGGGGUUCACUGGAGUCAGUCAUCACCCAGGAUGAGUGCCUGUCAGAAGAUGUAGUGAGGGAAUUUGCCAUCGAUCUGGUCAAAGGCUUGAGAUACAUCCAUGAUGCUGGUAUCGUGUUCUCUGACCUCACUCCCUCCAAGAUCUUGUUGGAUGGCCCUGGCACUUUGAAGUACUCUAACUUCUGCCUGUCUAAAGCUGAGGGGGAGAAUCUGGAGGAGUUUUUUGCUUUAGUCACAGCAGAGGAAACCGGUGGAGGGGAUGGCAAAGAAAACACAUCAAGAAGAAAUAUCAAGAGCAGAAUCCAAGGGUCUCCAAUAUACUGUGCACCAGAGGUGGUCAAGGGGGACCACAGUAUCAGUAGUGAUCUGUGGGCCCUGGGCUGUAUAUUCUAUGAGAUGUUUUCAGGAAAACCACCAUUCUUCUCCGAGACGUUUUCUGAGUUGAUUGAGCUGAUAUUACUUCAGGAUCCUCAAUCUCCAAGGCAAACGGGGGCUUCUUCCUGCAAGCCUACACAAGAGUUCCAAAGCCUGCUUAAAGGUUUGCUUCAGAAAGACCCUCAGAAGAGGAUAAACUGGACUCAGUUACUGGUCCACCCAUUCUGGAGAGGAGUGUUCUCUGAGGUCCACACCAGCGAGGAGGAGGAGGAGGAGGAAGAAGAAGAUGUCUCAUUCAGCUCCAGUGUGGGGAGGAGUGGUGUCUGUGCCUCUAGCCAGUCAUCAGCAGUGACACCUGUCUCAGUGACCUCCCAGGGACCAGGAGGGGGAUACAGAGGGGUACAGGGAGGGGCCGCAGGGGCAGAGGAGCCCGUCCGCAUGCACCCCAACAAAUCAUUCCGAUUAGACAAAAUGACAGAGCUUAGACCAAAGAGUGCACUGGACAAAGAUACCAGGGAGUCCAUAUUCCUCCUCAGCUCUCGUCCAACUCCAAGAAUGAGUUGCACUGCAAGAGAUCCACCCAACAGGACACCAUUACCUCAAGACAGUGUGGUGGCCAGUGGUCUGAAGGACAUCAGUUACUGUAUAAAGGACCUGGUGUACACUGACUCUGACCUGGCAGUCACACCUAUUAUGGACAACCCAAAGAUUCUGAAGACCGCUCCAGUGCGAUAUGACCUGAAGACUUUGUGUGUCCGAGCAUACUCAGUGGAGAAGCUGUCCUGUCUGAGCUCUGAGGACUGGAGGGUGUUUCUGCAGCAGCUGUGCUCUUCUCUGGAGGCCCAGGCUGAUAAGACGACGGCGGCGGUCCGCUCUAAACUCAACCUCCUCUGCUAUCUGUGUACCAUAGCUGCCCACAAGGACACAGCUACCAGGCUCAUCAACUCCGAGCUGUUCCCUGUGUUGACCCAGCAGCUGCGUCUAGCACCUAACUGGGAUGUGAAGUUUAAGGUGAUGCGGGUGCUGGGGCUGCUGGCAUCCCACUGCACUGAGCUCAGAGAGGAGACCCCCGUCACUGAGGCUGUUGUCAUGUUCACGGAGCUGAUCAGGGAGAACUUCAGGAACAGCAAACUGAAGCAGUGCCUGCUGCCGCCACUGGGGGAGCUGCUCUACCUCAUCGCCACACAGGAGGAGAAGAAAGAGAACCCAGGAGAGCUGUGGGUUGUUCCUGCUGCCGCCUACACGGUGUUAAUGAGGUGCCUUCGGGAAGGGGAGGAGCUGGUUGUGAACCACAUGGUGUGUAAGAUGGUGGAGAACGUGUGUACCCCGGUGUCUCACUACGCCCAGGGCUUCAUCACCGGGGAGAUAGGCCCCAUGCUCUGGUACCUGUUCACACACUCCAGUGUCGACUCACUACGCGUCAGCGCCAUCUCAGCCCUGUGCAGAAUCACCCGCCUCUCAGCCAGUGCCUUCCACAGUGUGAUUGACAAGGUGGGGCUGCCAGCCGUCUUAGCCAGCCUGGUGUCGGGGAUCAGCCGUGUCCAGCAGCACAUACUCACCAUGUUCUCUGCCAUGCUGGCGUCAGGGGCCCACGCCCAGCUACACAGACUAGUCCAGGAGCGGGACUUUGUGGUGAAGAUAAUGCGUUCACUGGAGAGCCCGUCCUCUGUCAUCAGAGCCAAGGCCUUCCUGGUUCUCCUUCAGGUCCUCUGCAGCAACAGGGACAUGCUGCUACUCUGCUGCAACUCUAGACUGGUGAUGUACAUUGAAAGAGACAUCAGGCAGGCCACGCCAGGGAAGGAGCUACAAAGCAGCAAUGAAUACCUGUCAAAAUGCCUCCAUCUGCUCAUCCGUCACGUCGUGCUGCAGCUGCCAGCCAUUCUGGAUGACAUGCUGUCCGCGCUGGGCAGUAUAGUGGGCAGGAAGCAUCCCUCCACUGUUCAGGCCAAGCAGCUGAAACAGAGUGUACCUAUGAUGACUGUGGUGCUCCACCUCCUCACCUCUCAGAUAUUCAGGCCACAGGUUGUGACUGAGGAGUUUCUCUUCAAAUUUGGAGCACUGCUGAGUCACAUAACAUCUAUUGAUGCCAGUGAGACCAGUUUGGGCAGUGCAAUAGGACAAGCAGGUUCAGAGGAGCUGAUCAGGAACACUCUGUCAGCUGUGGAGGCCAUCACCCAGCACCCAGCCCUGCUGACGCCCCAUCACUGUCCUGUUGUUGAUUGCAUUCUUCCUCCACUGACUUCUCUUGCCUUCAGUAUAAAUGUGGAGUGGCGUAUCGUCAGCUUGCGUGUUCUGUCAGAGAUCACACUGCUGCUGCUGAGCCAAGAGGCCGUGGAGGAGGGAGAGAGGAGAGAGAGAGAGUGCAACUCUUCAACUGGCAGACUACUGACUCUUAUUACAGAAGCCCUUCUUCCACAGUAUGAAUCUCUCCUGUUGGAGCCAGACCCAAUCCCAGUCUACGCUCUCAAGCUGCUGGUGGCCCUCACAGAACACAGCAGCCCCGUCAACAGCCUGGUCAGAGACAGCAGGAUCCUACCUGUUGUCUUUCAAGUCAUGGCGGAGCACCAGGACAACAUCCUGGGUGGAACCAUGCAGAAGGCCAUGGCUCUCCUCAGCAACCUGACUGGACAGAAAGACGUGGAUCUACAACCCUUCUACCAACAAGGUACG
Messenger RNA from Oncorhynchus keta (chum salmon), 3350 nucleotides. RefSeq names its product unc-51 like kinase 4 (gene ulk4). Gene Ontology annotation, molecular function: ATP binding; protein kinase activity. The annotation marks the transcript as partial. NCBI's taxonomy places the organism in Eukaryota, Metazoa, Chordata, Actinopteri, Salmoniformes, Salmonidae. The record is from RefSeq and is a predicted model, not a curated record. The transcript has 32 exons. Gene Ontology annotation, biological process: protein phosphorylation.